This is a messenger RNA of Actinia tenebrosa (Australian red waratah sea anemone), 1924 nucleotides long. RefSeq names its product calcium/calmodulin-dependent protein kinase type II subunit delta. NCBI's taxonomy places the organism in Eukaryota, Metazoa, Cnidaria, Anthozoa, Actiniaria, Actiniidae. The record is from RefSeq and is a predicted model, not a curated record. Gene Ontology annotation, biological process: protein phosphorylation. Gene Ontology annotation, molecular function: calcium/calmodulin-dependent protein kinase activity; calmodulin binding; ATP binding.
UUCAGUCCCUCUCAGAGACUAAUCCCAUCUGAGACGGAACCUACAAGUCGGAAGAUCACACUAAAGACUCAGGUAAACCAUGUCUGACCAAAGUCAAAUCCUUAUCUCUCAAGAACAAUCCUUCCACGACCAGUUCGAUUUGAAAGAAGAGAUAGGCAAAGGAGCGUUUAGUACAGUGCGUCGGUGCACUCAGAAGGGCACAGGGACCGACUAUGCUGUUAAGAUACUCAACACAAAAUCAAUGAGCGAGAGAGACCUCCACAAAAUCGAACGCGAGGUGAGAAUUUGCCGUCGACUCAGCCACCCAAAUGUUGUACGCCUCCAUGCAAGCAUAAAGACAGACGGCUCUAGUUAUUUGUUAUUUGAUCUAGUAACUGGAGGAGAGCUGUUCGAAGAUAUUGUAGCGCGUGAAUAUUAUAGUGAAGUAGAUGCUAGUAAUUGCAUUAAACAAGUUCUUUCAAGCGUGAAUCAUUGCCAUGAAAACCACAUCGUUCAUCGGGAUCUAAAGCCAGAGAAUCUUCUACUCUCGAGCAAGGAGAAAGGUGCUAUAGUUAAGCUUGCAGAUUUUGGUUUGGCAAUAGAGCUAGAUAAUGAUCGUCCAGGAUGGUUUGGUUUUGCUGGUACCCCAGGCUACCUUUCGCCGGAAGUGCUCAAGAAAGAGCCUUACGACAAAGCAGUAGAUGUGUGGGCCACUGGGGUGAUCUUAUACAUACUUCUUGUUGGUUAUCCACCGUUCUGGGACGAUGAAAAGGAGAAGCUUUACUCUCAAAUCAAGAAGGGCUCAUACUGUUAUCCUUCACCUGAAUGGGACACAGUUACUGCAGAAGCAAAAGACUUGAUUGACAAGAUGCUUGUUGUUGAUCCAAGGAAAAGAAUCACUGCUUCAGAAGCAAUCAAACACCCAUGGAUUCUGAACCCUGAACAAGCAGCAUCAACCAUUCACCGUCAAUCAACUUUAGAUGGCUUGAAGAAAUUCAACGCGCGGCGCAAGCUCAAAAGUGCUAUAAUCAGCACAAUGUUUGCUGCCCAUAAACGCGGAUCUAGCACUAGCAAAAAGAAAAUAUCUGAGGAGGAUUCCGUCACUACCAUAAUAGACGAAGGACUUGUCAGUCAGGAUCAAGAGAUCAUACGCCUGACUCAAGAGCUCAUAACAAGCAUCACAACAGCAGAUUAUGAGACCUACACCAAGCUUGUUGACCCACACCUCACUGCAUUUGAACCUGAAUCUCGAGGAUGUCUCAUCGAAGGUCUAGAGUUUCACAAGUUCUAUUUUGAUAACUUUGCUGGCAAAGCCCAAACUCACACAACCUUACUCACACCUCAUGUGAUUACUCUUGGCCCUAAAGCUGCCUGUAUUUCUUACGUUCGCUUGGACCAAACAAUUCAGCCAAAUGGUGAACCAGUGACACGACACAUAGAGGAGACAAGAAUCUGGCAGAGGAAAAAUGGGAACUGGGUGAACGUACACUUUCAUAGAUCGUCAUUUGGAAAGUAGUCAACUAUAUAUCAAAGACAACUAACUGUUUAGUUUUUUGGUCAUGUUAAUGCCGUCAAAUGUUCAUGUUGGUUUUGAGAACCUGGAAGAUGAAAAAUGGAAACUAGGUGAAGAUGCAAUUUCAUAGAUCCUAAUUUGGAAAUUUUUCAAAUAUCAAAAACAUAACUGUUUUAGUUUUUGGAUCAGGUUAUAUGCCAUAGAAUGUUCAUGUUGGAAAAAAAUCUGCAAAAAAGGGAAAUGGGAAUUGGAGGAAUUAAUAUCCACUUUCCUAGUUCCUCCUUCAGAAAAUAGUCAUUUCAAAGACUUAUACCCCAUUCACACCAAGGCUUAUACACCAUUCACACCAAGGUUUAAACAUGUUUUAAAGUGGUUUAACUAAACAGGUUUGAAAAACUAUCUACGAACACUGCACAAUCUUUGGUGAAAUAA